Messenger RNA from Megachile rotundata (alfalfa leafcutting bee), 4599 nucleotides. It is a transcript of the gene Dhit, whose product is annotated as regulator of G protein signaling double hit. Lineage: Eukaryota; Metazoa; Arthropoda; Insecta; Hymenoptera; Megachilidae. The record is from RefSeq and is a predicted model, not a curated record.
GGAGGCAACAGUGGUGGCCAACGCAUCGCGUGAACGCGUAAUCCGCCAUAUUGGCCGCGAAAGUCCGUCGGAGGCUGAAAGACGGCUCAGCUCGCGAAGCCGUUCGCUUCGGGGUGAAACGAGGGCGUAGCGUCAGAACCGGUGUCGUCGGUGUUAACCCGGGCAAGAGGAGGGGUGGUGGAAGAGGGCGAUCUCGUGGCGAGACACGCCGAGAUACGCCUCGAACGUUUUCCACGACCAGUGAAACAGGGUGAAAGACGAACGGUGACAGAGAGAGGGGGGAACAGAGACACGGAGAAGAGGGUGAAGGAGGAGGAAGUGCGUGGUUGACAGUGUUUCGAGUGCUUCGAGAAAAAGUGUCCGGUGAAUCUGGAUCGGUGGCUUCGACCCCGUGUACCACCCUUGGCCUACACCCCUUCGCUCGCGGGACAUCUCGUUGACCCCGUUCCACCAUCGAGCGGCACCCGCUCGGCGCGUCGCGAUCAAAAGCGAGAGUGAACGCCUCGAAUUCUCCGAAGCACGCGUAAUCUCGGAGUUUGACAGCGCGUCGGAAGAGACACGUCGGAGGUGCGUCGAGUGGAUCGAAAUAGUGGACACGGUUAACCGGGUGGCGGCAAUCUCGACGACUCGACGUUAGCUCGGUGUCCAGCGUGACAGCGCCGUGGGCUCGUCUCUCCCUCUCGUCUCGGCUUCUGCCAAUCAAUAACCAGCGCACCGACUCGUUCACGCUCUGCUCUCUGCCUCCCUCUCCCCCCUCUCUCUCUCUCUUUUGCGCACACACGUUCCCUCGUCUCUCCCUUAUCCACCCGUGCGUCCGAUCUCUCUCUGAAAAAUUGCCCGGAAGCAUCGAACGGGCCAGGCUCGCAACGGCGAUGUUUUUCCGUUUCCCUCUUCCGUCCGACUCGCAGCGUGCCCCUCUCCUCGCGCGGUCUCUUUCGCCCCUCGUUUCCGCCGUUCGUAGCCCGCCGCCCUUUUAGAGGCGACCCGUGAUCGGCAUCGACGACGACAACGAGCGUCGACGACACGAGGCGAGGCAACGUCGCGACGGACGAGCAGCCAGAGAGGCGGCGGUAGCGGCGUUCUAGCCGCGCCAGCGCCCUGCACGCAGCUUCAAACGGACAGCCACGAAACCUAUUUAUACCUCCGUCAACGUAGCGGACGACGUAGCGAGAACGGCGCCGUGUUCUGCCGCCCACGCGAGCAACAGCCCGAAGGAAGCGCGGCGAGCAACCUCGGAACACCGGUGUCCUCCGUUGAACAUCUCCGAUCCGACGGACACCGAGCGUAAACGAUCUCGUUGCUACUCGUCCCGCGUAGGAAGUCGAUGGAGGACGCGGUCAGGAACGAAAUCCCGAUGGGACAGGAUCAACGGAGUCUGGAGAGCGGCGCGACUGGAGCCCACCCAUAGGGGACGCCAUUGAGAUUCUGUCUUUCCCUUGACGCGUGAUCGACCGUCGCGCAUCCGCCGAGCUGAUCUGCGCGCUACGUCCAGCACCGGUCCGUAGCCGCUGGAUGGGGUUGGGCCGUUUGCCUCUCGGUGCGUUCGUGGUCCGGGUGUCGUCGAACGCGUCCUGGUGAUCGCUGGCUGACUUUGUCCGCGCUCUUCGGGGCCGGACGAAGCGGACGAGCGGGAAAUGGCCGGUGGUGUAUAAUAUGCGCGUGCGGGAUCGUACGACUGGACCGAGCCGCGCCGAUCCGAGCGAUCGUUGCUCAAACGCGACCGCGAUCAUCGCCGGGCACACGAACAGGGUGACCGGGCUAGCGUAGCCCCUGGUUUUGUGCGCGGCGCGUGGUGCUCGUAUGUGUCCGUCCGCGAGUGGGUGAGAAGUUCCGGCAGCAUCGACGAGCUGAGCGGAGCAUGCAGGAUUCGGGCGAGGCCCGGAGAGGCCUUAGUCCCGCGGCAGGACCGGGAUAAGGAUCGCAUCGGCGUCGAGAGAUUCAGACAGAUCGAGUGUCGCUUCCUUAAGCUGAAAUCGCACGAACGCGGGAAGCGAGCUGGACUCGCUUUUGGGCGCAUGGAACAUGAUAGAGAUGUCGAGCGGAAUCGGUGCAACUGCAAUGGGGAUCGGCGUUAGUCACGGGCCAGGGGGCGGCGAGGGCGUCGCCGGUGGGUGCCGGUUACGCGCGCAGAGCCAGAGCCAGGCGUCCGGCUCCUCGGCCAAUACGCAGCAGUCCUCCCAGCAGCAGCAACAGCAGCAACAACAGCUGCAGCAACAGCAACAACAGCCGCCCUCCUCGCAACAACAACAGUCCCAGCAACAACAGCGCCAAGGAUCGGGGAUCGCCGGCCGCUCGAAGAAGGACAAUUGCUGCCUCUGCUGGUGCUGUUGUUGUAGUUGCUCGAAUAAAUGUCUGGCGGCAGUGGGUGGCAACUCGGGGGGUGCAGGAGGCGGUGGUGACCAAGGGAAGAAGAAGGGCAACGCGGGCGUCGGCAACGAGCAAUGGGGUGGCGUCGGCGUUCACGGAGAGUUGGGGGGUGCAGGCGCGGGGAACGGUUUCGACGGGCUGGACGACCUCGACGGUAAUGGGGAGUGCAGCCUGGAGGAGAUCAGAUCCUGGGGAUCGUCGUUCGACAAGUUGAUGAGGAAUCCAGCGGGUCGCAAGUUCUUCAGGGAGUUCCUCGUGAGCGAGUACAGUGAAGAGAACAUCGCGUUCUGGCUGGCGUGCGAGCAACUGAAGCGGGAGAGCAACCCUGAGAAGAUCGAGGAGAAGGCGCGCUUCAUCUACGAGCGUUACAUAUCCAUACUCUCGCCGAAAGAAGUGAGCCUGGACUCACAAGUGCGCGAAAUAGUGAACCGCAACAUGGUGCAGCCGACGCCGCACACGUUCGACGACGCCCAGCUGCAGAUCUACACCCUGAUGCACCGGGACUCGUACCCCCGUUUCGUGAACAGCGAGCUGUACCGGCGGGUGGCCCGACUGAGUAGCGGCUCGAACAGCGAGGACCACGGCGUGGGCAAGUCGAAGGGCAAAAAGGGCACCACGUAAUCGCGCCGCGACGCGAAAUGGGGUGGCAGCGGACCAACACCCUCUCGCAGCGGGUUCGUCGAUGGACGAAAACACCCGGCAGAGCAAGCAGGCUGGGGUCGAAAACACCCCGAAUCUCUCCUCUCGACGCGAGUUCGUUUCACGAACGAACUAAAAGAACGAAGGAGAACACGAAGAAGAUGGAGAGUUAACUCUCGAAGCGAAGCGAAUCGCUCUUCCACGCGACGCCAUUUCGGGGCCACGUGACCACGCUCGCAGCGACGCGAACGUGCACGAACUUGACACGAUGGACUGAACAAAGUAAAAUAAAGUAACAAAUACAAGAAAAAAAUAUAGGGAGAAGGAAGGAGAAAGGAAUGGUACCGAGACGAUGACGGAGAAUGGACGAAGCACGAUCGCGUACGAUCGCGGAGAUAUGGAAUGACCAAGUGACUUCUUGUCCACAUUCGGCCAUCUUGUUCUUGUAGGACCCUAAGUACUUGCUAGUAGAUCAUCUUCGAGUUACACAGGGUGACUUAGUCGGUACACAGUCGACACUCUAGAAAGUUAGGAACUUUCGUGUCUUCGAGUUCCCUGGUUUCUGAUGCACCUUUUCUCGAAUUUCGAAAUCUUCAAAUCGAGACGUGGGUAUCCUAAGUUCGGUAUGAUUCAAAUCUGCAAAUUUUUUAAUCUGAAUCUUCAUGAUAUUAUUUUCAAAUCUUUAAAUUUUGGCAAAGUCCCCAAAUCUGCAAAUCUAUGCACCAAUUCUCAAAUCCUCUUUUCAUCAAAUAUCUAAAUCUCCUAUUCUAACCUAUCUUUCCUAAGUUCACAAACCUUCAACCUCCAUCAUCUAAAAUCCUUAGAACAGUUUCUAAAAAGUCUCCAGAUUUAAAAAUUCGAGAAUCGGACUUCAAACCAUAAAUAUCUAAAUUCCAACGUCUGGCAAGUUGUUCACCAAGAGUAGCUUCCAGCCAACUCGUCAGACGCACAGUACACAGGAAGUAGCGACUUGCGGUUGAUCUGUGGACAAUUUGGUAGCGGAGAUCGUAGCUGCCGACAAGUUGGCACUUGGUCAUACCCGGCGAUCAUUGACUCUUCCUUCCAAAACACUUUUUUGGUAUACACGCUCGUUCACGUGACAUAAAGGCAUGGAUCGAGAAUCGGAACGCAAGCGGGUCGGUCGGGGAUGACGUUCAUCUUUCAAGGAAGUUCCUAAGUUCCAUCGUCUUUUGCGAUGAUCUCUCUUUCUCCCCUGUUUCAAACGAACCGCGACUACGCUCUCCCUGUUCGAGCUCUCUCAUCUCUCUCCCUGCUCUUUUGCUACUACUCCCUCCGCUUUUACCCUUCUCUCUGUCUCGCUUUUUAUCAACGUACACCCGUCGAACGAUUUUGUAGUUGGAUUUGCGAGUCUUUGCGAGAUGGCUGCUGUAACUUGGGAUAUGAACAAUUUUGGUGUUUGAAUUUUAUUUAGUUUGGAGUUUUAUGAAAUUGGAAUUUGAAAAUUUGGGGUAGUUUGUAAAUUUCGGGGUCUAAUUUGUAUUUCUACGUUCUGAAAUUCCCAUGUUCUCUGCUUCCACGUUUCUUAAUUCCACGUUUCCUAAUUCCCACGUAACUUAUUUCCACGUUUCUUAA